ACCACUUACUCGAACAACACAUUAUCAUGUCCGGCUUCGACAACACCAACAACAACUUCAGCGGCGGCGAAUACGGCACCACCACCACCGGCAUGCGCCCCGAACACCACAUCCACGACACCUCCGAGCCUCUCCCCGGCGCGCGCGGCGGUAACGCCGCCCCCAGCGCAGACUACAGCACCUCGAACAUCGAGAACAAUUUCGAGGGGAGACAUAAUGCGACUUCGGGGGGGAACUUUGAGGGGGGCUUCGAUCAGGGGAGGAGGAUGGAGAGUGAGCUGCCGCAGGGACAGAGGGAGGGAGCGUAUAGGGGCGGGUAUCAGGGUGAGACGAGGGAUUUGGAUACGGGGAGGGGCGCGGGGGGUAAUUUGCCGAGGAGUGGGGAUGCGUAUGAGGGUGGGUAUCAGGGGGAGUCGAGAGCUUUGGACGAGAGGACUGAUGAGCUCGCUGGCGGUAUGGAGCGCGGCUCUGAGUUCGGUGGCUCUGAACCUCACGGAAAGCCCAAGAUGACCGACAAAGUCAUCGGUGGCGCUGAGAAGACCAUGGGCAAAGUAAUGAAGAAGCCCCAGAUGGAGGAGAAGGGCGCCGUCCGUGCCUCCGAGGGCAAGGCCGCCAUGCAGGAGCGCUUCUAAGCGUCUGCGCUUCCUCCUUCAUUAUCGUCCUCGUUUCCUCGUUCGUUGUUCUUCUUUUCGUUGAUAGGUCUGAGAGAGGACUAUCGAUCGGAUUAGCAUGAAUACUUCGCAAUUGUACUUGUAUCGGCCUUUUAGUGUAUCAUCAUGUCUGG
This is a messenger RNA of Stereum hirsutum FP-91666 SS1, 784 nucleotides long. RefSeq lists its product as uncharacterized. Bases 27 to 632 code for a protein of 201 amino acids. Lineage: Eukaryota; Fungi; Basidiomycota; Agaricomycetes; Russulales; Stereaceae. The transcript has 3 exons. The record is from RefSeq and is a predicted model, not a curated record.